AUGCCGCCUUCCAAGCAAACGGCCGAGUUAACGUUUGGUCUCCAAGCACUGAUUUACCGCAUCCGCCAGCUCAUCAAGGAGCGUCGCGGCUAUUCGAAAACCAAGGCGCGAGAGCUCGCGAAGCUCCUCAGAGAGAGUCGCGAUGACUUUGCCCGCGUCAAGACAGAAGACAUCAUCGCCAAUGACGACCUGAUCGCUGCGCUAGAAAUCAUCGAGCUCCACUGCGAGCAGCUGCUGGUCCGGGCGAACAUGCUCGACCAUCUUGCCUUUGGACAGAAGCGCAAGAGCAGGACCAUGAGGAGGGGGAAAUCCGACUCGUCGGCCGCAAACAAAGACGGGAGCGCGUCGGGCCUAUGGCGGAUUCUCGGCUUUGGCAAAGACGCGCGCAAGCAACGGCCGGGCGAGGACGACACGGCGAGUAUCGGAGGACGCCCCGCGAGCAACGCCGGUCGCUCGUCUGAGCGCCUCGAGGUCGUGCGAAGCAGCGACUCCGCGCCCGGCGGAACUGUGACGCCACCCGACGCCGGCCAGCCAGACUGCUACAUCGAGCCGGAGCUCGACCGCGCCGCGGCCGUCAUCUUCUACUCCUAUCCCCGUCUGCCCCGAGACAUCCAGGGUCUGCCGGAGCUGCGCGCGAAGCUGGUGCAGCGCUGGGGCACGGAGUUCGCAACCCGCGCGCAGGAGGAGAACAACCCGCCCGUCGAGCUGCCGCAGGAGCUGGUGGACGCGCUAAGAGUCCAGAAGGCGCCGGCGGGGCUGGUGGAAAAGUACUUGAAGGAGAUCGCGCGCAGCCACGGUAUCUCGUGGCAGCAGGAUAGUGAGGAUGGCGACGACGAGCAUUCCCCGAGCGAGGACAACAAGAAUAACGACAAGAGCAAUAACAGCAGUGGUAACAUCAGCAAGACAAAGAAGCGGCAUGAAUCCAGUGCGGAUGGCUCGACGCCGCUGCGGCAUACCCAGAGCGAAGUCGCGCCGGCCACGACGCCGUCUGAGACUUCCAAGGACGGCGAAGCGUCACCUAAGGUGAUAUCGCAGUCUUAUCCCCCGGCCGCGCCGACUGGGGAGAGCCUGGAGAGAAGCAAGACGGGAAUACCGCAGGUGGACGAGCUAGCAAGGAGGUUUGCCGCCUUGAAGAGAUAA
Messenger RNA from Ophidiomyces ophidiicola, 1140 nucleotides. It is a transcript of the gene IST1, whose product is annotated as Vacuolar protein sorting-associated protein ist1. The record is from RefSeq and is a predicted model, not a curated record. Gene Ontology annotation, biological process: protein transport. Lineage: Eukaryota; Fungi; Ascomycota; Eurotiomycetes; Onygenales; Onygenaceae. The transcript is spliced from 2 exons. The coding region runs from base 1 to 1140 and encodes 379 amino acids.